Messenger RNA from Canariomyces notabilis, 925 nucleotides. RefSeq lists its product as uncharacterized. The transcript is spliced from 3 exons. Bases 273 to 743 code for a protein of 156 amino acids. NCBI's taxonomy places the organism in Eukaryota, Fungi, Ascomycota, Sordariomycetes, Sordariales, Chaetomiaceae. The record is from RefSeq and is a predicted model, not a curated record.
UCAUCCACGGAACCUGCAACCUCUGGCCAAUAUUUGGAUACCCAGGGGCUCAGGAAUACCAAAAAACGCUAGAUAGUGGAGAAGCAUGCAGCAUGCAUCGCGAGCUGCAGUUGUUUGCUGAGCAAAGGACCCAGACUCCAGAGCCAGGGCACGCGGAGCGGAGCGCGGUGUGCUGCUGCCAGAUGCAGAGAUAACCAGGCUCGCCAGGUUCACCGGGAACUAGCGUCGGGGGAGAAUGGGGCAGGGGCCAUCAAGCCCUACAAUAAAAUGGUAUGGACAACUUCAACGUUACAAUCCAGUCAACGCAUCCUUUGACAAGGUCCGUUCGAGAAAAGCUCUGGAAGGGAGAGCAAGACGCCCUCAAGUUCUCAACACCCUCAAGAAACGGCGCAUUGGCCCCUUGCAGAUGGCCUGUGCUUUCGCCCUUCUCGGCUUCUCCUGAAUUGAUCAUUCUGUCCAAUCCGCUUUCCCCAACAGAACCACAUAUUUGGGGGAGGCUGGUGCAUACCGCUAAAAUCUGCACUUUCGACAUUUUUAGUCGUUGUCAGUCGCUGUCAAGCUCAGCGACCGAAGCCAUUCGUUCUAGUGUCAAGCGGUCGCUGCGGCUGUCAUUGGUGUGGCCAUCAAUUAGUUGCUCAAUGGCGAUUAGAAAGGCGCCCUUUCGCCGGGUUCCACGGAUUCGAUGUGAUCAACCUGCUGAAACCCAGGCUGUGUUACCCCAGAUAGGCCCAAGCUCCCGGUAGAGAUAGCCAAAGCACCACAGACGAACACAGCUUUUCCUGAGCUUCCGUUAAACUAGCAUGGACAAUGCGUGACAGCACAAAAGGGCGUUGACGUUGACGUUCAGGUUGCUAGUAAGUACCGGUACCUACUUUAACAUUAGAACGAUGAGAUCCAUUCUUUCCGCUCCGUCCGGUUUACCCAG